Messenger RNA from Eruca vesicaria subsp. sativa (arugula), 1556 nucleotides. The record is from the annotation of a GenBank genome assembly. Lineage: Eukaryota; Viridiplantae; Streptophyta; Magnoliopsida; Brassicales; Brassicaceae.
UUAUCGCAGCUUCUUCUUCUCUCUCUCACACACAACCUUUGUUGGGCGUCGAAACAACGCUGUCCGAAUCAUAUCUUCAGAUUCUUAUUCAUAUUCUUUCUUCAUGAAUACGUAUAGGCACUAAGGGUUUCUUCAUCCUCAGAAAAAAAAAAUACAAAUUCCUCAAAAAAGAUAAUAUCCGGACUAGUUGGUUUUUCGAUUCAUGGCGACGGUGAACCCUUUCGAUCUCUUGGACGAUGACACAGAGGAUGUUAACCAGCUCGUCGCGGCUAAGCCAUUGAAGGUUGAGAAACCGGCUCCGGUUCAGCCUGGUAAGCUGCCCACUAAGCCGCUUCCUCCUUCUCAAGCUGUGAAGGAGGGCAAGAACGGACCUGGAGGAGGUCGCGGUGGUGGAGUUCGUGGCCGUGGAAGGAGCGGUGGAUUCAACAGGGAGCCCAGGAACAAUGAUGGUCCUGCUAGUGAAAACGGGUAUGUUGGAGGCUACAGACGCUCAGAAGAAGGAGAUGGAGCGAGACGUGGCGGGUCUGUAGGUGGAUACCGUGGUCGCGGUGGGGGUCGCCGUGGAGGCUUCAACAAUGGAGAGUCGGGUGACUUUGAACGUCCACGUAGGAACUUUGACCGCCAGAGUGGAACAGGUCACGGAAAUGGGUUUAAACGUGAUGGAGCUGGCCGUGGCAAUUGGGGAACCACUGAGGAUGAAAUUCCUCAAGUGACUGAAGAAUCCGCAGCAGUGGUGGAGAAGAGUUUGGCUGUUGAGAAGGAAGGUGGUGAAGGUGAAGCAACUGAUGCAAACAAAGAGACACCUGUUGAAGCUCAAGCUGAGAAAGAGCCAGAGGACAAGGAGAUGACUUUGGAAGAGUAUGAGAAGGUUUUGGAGGAGAAGAGGAAAGCUCUGCAGGCAACCAAGAUAGAGGAGAGGAAGGUUGACACAAAGGCGUUUGAGACCAUGCAACAGCUCUCAAGCAAAAAGAGCAACAACGACGAGGUCUUCAUCAAACUGGGAACAGAGAAGGACAAGCGCCCGGUUGAGAAAGAAGAGAAGACCAAGAAGUCGUUGAGCAUAAAUGAGUUUUUGAAACCUGCCAAUGGAGAGAAAUACAGGGGUGGUUACCGUGGUGGAAGGGAAGGACGUGGAGGUCGUGGACCAAGAGAAGGAGCCGAGGGAAGAGGAGGUCGUGGACCAAGAGCUGGAGCUGACAGAGGAGGUCGUGGACCAAGAGGAGCCGACGGAGAAGGAAACCAGAGAGCUGCGGCACCAAAAUUUGUCGCUCCUGCGCCAAAAAUUGAAGACGCUGCGCAGUUCCCUACCUUGGGCAAGUAAGGCACUCUUCGGUUUGGUCCCGCAGCCCUGGCCUGGACUCUUGUCUUUGUAAACUCUCCCUUGGUUUUUUGUUCUUCUGAUUCUAUUGUGAUUGUUAUACUCAUCCAAGGCGUUUUUUCUACAAACCCAGUUUGGUAGUUUUUGUUAAGUUACAUGAGCCAGAAAAAGAUCCUUUCUUCGUUGGUUUAAUGUUUUAGCUUCAUUUAAGCUUAUUAAUAAAAAGAGCCAAUUAGAU